Messenger RNA from Labrus mixtus (cuckoo wrasse), 788 nucleotides. RefSeq names its product parvalbumin 5 (gene pvalb5). Gene Ontology annotation, molecular function: calcium ion binding. The transcript has 5 exons. The coding region runs from base 200 to 526 and encodes 108 amino acids. The record is from RefSeq and is a predicted model, not a curated record. Gene Ontology annotation, cellular component: cytoplasm; nucleus. NCBI's taxonomy places the organism in Eukaryota, Metazoa, Chordata, Actinopteri, Labriformes, Labridae.
UGCACUCUGUGGCGUGGGGGAAAUCUCCUGGGUUUGAGGACAGAUACGUCAGGUUGCUUCUUGCACUCUGGAUCACGAAGCUGCAAGAGAGAGCGUCGCUGGCUUUUUAGACACUGAGCAAUAAAGUGAGGCAGAGAUCUGCACAUCAUCGUCACAGACAGUGCAAACCUCACCCGAAGCACGGCAGCUACAGAGGACCAUGGCAUUUUCAGGGAUGCUGAGCGACGAGGACAUCAGGGCUGCGGUCCAGGCUUGUCAAACUCCAGGCACCUUCGACCACAAGGCAUUCUUUGUACAAGUGGGGCUGACUGGCUCGUCUGAGGCUGAGGGGGAGAAAGUGUUUAUAGUUCUGGACCAAGACAGGAGUGGAUACAUCGAAGAGGAGGAGCUAAAGCUGUUCCUGCAGAAUUUCUUCCCGGGGGCGAGGGAGCUGACCGCAGCUGAGACUAAGUCUCUGAUGGCUGCAGGAGAUAAGGACGGUGAUGGAAAGAUCGGGAUGGAAGAGUUCUGUGACAUCCUGAAAUAAAGAGAAUCAACACAUCUGACCACGGCUUUCCCCUCCCUGUUUUAAAUAAUGGACCUCUCAUGGAUAUCAAGACCGUCCAGAUUGUUUGAUGCAAAGACAAGAAACCUCAGAUGUUCUGUUCCUGCCUGCUGCUCUCCCUGUUGAUGUGAAACAAUAAUGUGUAAUAAAUGUGUUGGACUGACCGCUUUUGUUGGAUAUUAGUUGUGUGUGUUGAAUCAAUCAGGUACCUGGAUUGAAUUAUUAAAAUUGAGUGAACAUGUGA